UUAAUAUACGAGAUCACUAAAGAUUUCAUUAUAGAUUCAAAAGUAGCCAAUGAAAACAUUUUCAAUUAUUUAAAAAGUAUCAUAAUAAAUUUAAGGUCUUAAUAAUUCAGCAGGCUAGUGAAUUGUGUGAUACGCAAAAAAAUGGAUCAAAAAGGUAUAACUAACAUAGAAUUUGAUAAACGUAUCUACCUGUGGACUAUAAACAACUUUAGUAUUGGUUUUAAAACAAUAUUAAAAAUAGGGCUACCGUUAACAUCUCCCACUUUUACUGUGGGGAAAAAUAACUCAGUUUGGUGCCUGAAACUACACAGAAAAUUUAAUAUUUUUGAUAGCCAAAACUAUCUUACAUUAUACUUAAAACUUGUAUCAAGCGAUGAAGAAAAACCAGCACUAGCGAGCUAUAAAUUUUCAAUAAUAAAUGAGAAAAGCGAAAAAGUACAUGAAUUUGAAGGUGUGGAACGAUUUGCCCAAGGAAAGAAAAUUUCUUACAACAUUACUAGGGAGGAUCGAGUUUUACCUAAAACGUUUCAGUUACUUUCUGAAGAUAAACUUACAAUAUUUUGUGAAAUAAUUGUCUUACAUGAUUAUAUAACAGACCAUUCAAGUUCAAUACAAGUGCCAGAAUCUCGACUACUAGACGAUUUUAGUAUGCUAUUCGAAUCAAAAAAAUUUUGUGAUUUUACUUUAACAGUUGAUGGUGGCAAGGAAUUUCAAGUACAUAAAAAUAUUUUAGCAGCUCGGAGUCCUGUAUUUGCGGCAAUGUUUGAACAUGAAAUGGAGGAAUGCAAACAAAAUCGUGUAAAUAUAGCUGAUAUUGAUCAUGAAAUAUUACAUGAACUUUUAAAAUUUAUAUAUACAGGAAAAGCGGAAAACUUAGAGACAAUGGCUGGUAAAAUUUUAGCGGCAGCUGAUAAAUAUGACCUAAAAAGGUUAAAGAAAUUAUGUGAAAAAGAGUUAUGUACAAGUUUAACAAUAGAGAAUGCUGCGGAAACAUUAAUAUUAGCUGAUAUCCAUAACGCUGAUCAAUUAAAAGCUGAAGCUAUUUAUUUUAUUAACAACAACAACUCUGCGGUAAAGAGUACUACAGGAUGGAAAGAAAUGAUACAAACAUAUCCGCAUAUAGUUCUUACCUAUACCGACCACUUGGACUACAGCCAAAUGUGAAGAAUAAAUAAACAGCUACCAGAAAUUUAUAUUUUUAUUUUAAAUUGUAAUUUGGUUGUUUUCGAAAGUAAUGUUUAAAAAACUGUGUAAACAAAUGAAUAAUAAAAAUUUUUUGUUAGUUUAUUGUCAACAUCAAAUGAAAUUACGAUUUGGUGACAUCGAUAUAAUGCAUCUACAUUAUAUCUAUGAAAUCAUAUCUUGGGACUUUUUCCGAAAUAUACAUCAGUGUAUCCGACAUUAGUGCACGAAUCCGACUCCAUAUUUUACUGGUUUGCAGCCAUAUUGUGCUGGUGAGGACAGUGUGACAGUUUUUGCUGGGCGUGUAUGCACGUAUGAAA
This is a messenger RNA of Chrysoperla carnea, 1502 nucleotides long. Its product is annotated as speckle-type POZ protein-like. Gene Ontology annotation, biological process: regulation of proteolysis; proteasome-mediated ubiquitin-dependent protein catabolic process. Gene Ontology annotation, cellular component: nucleus; cytoplasm. The transcript has a single exon. Bases 142 to 1164 code for a protein of 340 amino acids. Lineage: Eukaryota; Metazoa; Arthropoda; Insecta; Neuroptera; Chrysopidae. The record is from RefSeq and is a predicted model, not a curated record. Gene Ontology annotation, molecular function: ubiquitin protein ligase binding.